CACCACGAGUAGUAGAAAGAAACAAAUCCGACUUUUUUUGUUGCACAUGCAAAAAUAAUUAAGUGUUUUUGUGGGUAGCGCUAAUAAUUUAUCUACUGCAUUUUCAUACUUGUGCGUGUGCGGGUGGCGCAAGCAGGCAGCAAACAGUUCGUUGUUAAUUCCGAGUACAAAAAAAAACUGUGCAGUGUGUAACAAAAGUUGCUUGCAGAAUUCGUCGUGUCAUUAAAAAAAGCAAAAAAAAAAGUAGAAUUGAAAAAGAAGAGUGCUGCGGCAAGUGAAACACGACUCAUUUUUCCAUUUAGAUUGGCAGCAGCCGCCCGACGCACUGUCGCGAGGCCGCCCGCACGCAUAAAAAAAAGAAAAACAUGUUAGAUUGGAUGCAGCCCAACUGAUUCAUCUAUUUUAUUUUUGUUGGCGAACUUAUUAAAGUUGUAGAAGACACUUCAAUGUUUGGCGUUCGCUGUAGUGUAUCCUGAGAUUCGUCCAGAAACGCCAACGUGCCGCAAUCGUAUUGCAUCGUCAGUCGUCAGCGUUGUCAACUGCGUUGCAAGUUGUUCCAAUUAUGGCGCAGCAAACGCAGCCGGUUGCCCAGCAGCAACAGCAACAGCAGCCGCCUCAGCAGCAGCAUCAACCGUUGCAGCAGCCGUCGCCAGCAGCGACGCCGGUGUCGACACCAACAACGCCACAGCCGCCGCCCCACAGCAGCAACAUCAACAACAACAAUGGCAACAACAUUGUGUCACCAACCAACAAUAACAACAACAACAACAGCGUACUCACUCCAGUACCCGUCUACAAUCAGCCUGUAUACAUGCCCACAGGUCAUGGCGGCCAUCAUCCGCACAUGUCCCAAGGAGCACCCGUGUUCCAUCCCACGGUGAUCCCGAGUCAUAUGCCCAACAGCGUUUAUGUAGGCAAUGUGACCGCUAAUGUGAAUCUUCACAACUGGCCGCACACGUAUGCGUAUCCAGCUGGCAGCGCAGCGCCGCCUCACUAUGCGACUGCGCAUGGUGACUUAUCGCAGGAACAGGGCAAUCCACUGAUGCAACCGCUGCCGCCCAUGUCGAUGCAUCAGGGUAAUCCCAACAGGCACAUGGGUGGCAUGGGCGGACGUGGACGCAUGCGCGAACGCGAUCGUGGCCAGCGUCGCAAUGAUUUUCACAGACCACGGCACAUGCAACAACAACAGCAGCAGCAACAGCAACAACUGCAGCCACAGCAGCAGCAAUUGCAACAGCCAGAUGGCUCGAGUCCAGCGCAGAAUGUGAUGCAAAUGCAGGCGGAUGUGAUGGGCCAACCACAGAUGGCACAGCCACCGCCACCAGAGGCACAGUUGCAACCCAUGUCGUACUACGCACCACCAGCGUAUCCUGCCUAUGGCGGCUACCAGGCUGCCUAUUUUGCGUCCCAUCAUGGCCCAAUACCGGCACAACCAAAUGCGGCUGCUGCCGCCGCAGCCGCUGCCGCUGCGCAACAGGCCACAGGACCGCCAGUGUAUAUACAACCGAUGCCACUUUACAAUUCGCCCAUGUACAAUUGGGGCGGAUAUGUGAUUCAGCAAAUGGUGCCGCCAUCCGAGUACGCGUCCUACAUCACCACCGAGGAUGGUGGCCAGGGCCAGGCUGGAGUUGUUGUCGACGAACGGCAGGCGGCACAAGAGAUGCCACAGCUGUGGCAUCCGGCGCCCAUGUAUCCGGAAGAGUAUGCGGAGGUGGCGCAUGUCAAUGGCGAUGAAUUGAAUCACAAUAGCUCAUCGCUGGCCUCCUCGGAAACGUCGAGCAUGCUGAGUCCGAACUAUUCCAUCUAUGAUGCGCAACAGAUGCACGAGAUGCAGCAGCAGAUGGGCGUCAUGCAGAUCUACGCCGAUGGCCAGCUGGCACCAUUGCAGGCAAUGCAUCCAGUUGCCGGUGUGCCACAGUACAAGGAGGAGAUUUGGAUGCAAGGCGAUGGGCAGCCGCAAGCAAUGCUUGUCCAAGCGGCACCUCCACAUCAUAUCAUUCAACAACAAACACAGCCAGCAGUUUGCAUCGAACAGCAGCCACCGCCACCGCCACAGCAACAGCAACAGCAGCAGCUGCCAACUCAUCCUCCACAAGCGGAGACGCCCACGCCCCAAGUGCAAAUACAGGCGCCACAGGAGCCGCAAUUGGUUGAUAAAACGCUGGUGGCCAACAACAACAAUAAUAACAACAACAAAAAGGGCAGCGAGGCGGCUUUGGAUGAGACUUUGAUUGCCAGCAACGAGAAGCAGCAGCAAUUCGAGCUGGAAUAUCAGCAACAACAGCAACAGCAGCAACAACAACAGCAGCAACAGCAACCACAGCAACUGAUUGAAAAACAACAAACGACUAAUUUGGCGGUCUCUGUUGCCACUGUUGCACCCCAAUUACAGCAGCAACAACAACAGACGGCAGCAGCACCAGCAACUCAGCAGCAUCAGCAGCAACAAACUUCGCCAGUUGGGCUGCAGCCACAGCAACAACAACAACAGCAGCAACCACAGCAGCAGCAGCAGGUGCAGCCCAGCUACCAUGAGCAGCAUGCUCCACAGCAGCAACAUGCCCAGCAGCAGCCACAACAACAGCAGCAGCAACCACAACCACAACAGCAACCACAGCAACAGCGCAAGCCACCGCAGCAGCAAUACAACAACAAUGCACAACAAGUGCGCCGCAAAUAUUCAUCAGAGUACAACCAUCAGCAGCAUCAUCAUCACCAUCACCAGGGCAGCAACGACUCCGCCAAUCAGACCACCAAAACCAUGUCGUGGACCAACUCUUCGCAACACAAGAAGUCCACACAGUCGGUGGCGGUGACAGCAUCGCCAAACACUGUCAAUAACGGCGGUGCUGCAUUGGCUGCCACAGCCACGGCUGCCACAGCAACUGCACCACCAAGUGGUGCCACCAACAACAUCAGCAACAGCAGCUUUAAUAAGCAGUCCAGCAGUGGCUCCUCCUCGAGUGGUGGCGGUGCCUACAGUCACCCGACCAAGACUUAUACCAAUCAACAGCACUACCAGCAACAGCAGCACUACCAAACCAGUUACAACAACAGCAGCAGCAGUGGCAGCAACAGCAGCAGCAGCAACAACAACAACGGCAGCAAUCAGCCACAAAUGCGCACAUAUGGCACCAUGAAGGUGCCCUCAUCGCCAGUGGCCAGCACAGCGCCACCGCUGGAGCGCAAAAUUAGUGGACAGCAGCAACAUCAGAGCAACAGCAACAGCAAUGCAGCAACAACAACAACAACUACCUCAACGGCAAGCAUUACAGCAGCGCCGCAUCAGUUUCAACAACAGACGUCCAUUGACAGCAACCAGUCCAAUAGCACAAACAAUGCCACAGUGCUGCCCCAACAGCAGCAGCAGCAAUCGCAACAACCAGCACAGCAGCAGCCACAACAACAACAGCACCAUCAGCAACACCAGCAACAACAACAUGCUGCCUCAGCUGGUGGCAAAUCCUUUGUGAGCAAAACAAAGUUUGUCUCACACAAUUUCAGCAGCGAGACAACAACAACAAGCACAACAACGUUCAGUGCAGCAGCAUCACAGCAGCAGCCAGCACAGCCAGCGCUCAAUUUGGCGCCACCAGUGCCGCCCGCAUCGCAGAGCAGCAGCAGCGGGGACAGCGUGCAAAAAUCAUGGGCCAGCCUCUUCAGCUCGAAGCCAGUGGCCAAAGUGGCGCCCUACGACGGCAACAAGUCCCAGCAACAACAGCAGCAGCAACAGCAACAAUUACAGCAGCAACCACAACUGCAACCGCAACUGCAGCUGGCUCCGCCGCAGCAGCAGCAACCACAUCAAUUGCCAGCCCAGCAACAGCAGCAGCAACAACAAUCACAGCAGCAGCAAUUGCCAGCAGCUUCGACUGCGAGUGUGCAUCAGCAAUUGCAAUCGCCAACUCCAGUGCCAGCGCCAACUGCUCCCCUUGUGACACCCGGCACCCUCUCCUAUUCGGCUGCCUCGGCUCAGGCUGUGCCUGCCGCUGUGGCAGCUUCGCCCGCCUCGGCAGCGGUCAAGCCGUUGAAGCCGGAGCCAACGCGUGCUGCACAGCUGGAUGAAUGGACCAAUAAAUAUGCCGAGUUUCUGACACGUCACAAAACCAAUCUGACGCCCAUCAGUCUACGGCCACGUGGUCUAACCAAUCGCUCCAACUACUGCUACAUCAACUCCAUAUUGCAAGCGCUUCUGGGCUGUGCGCCUUUCUACAAUCUGCUGCGGUCCAUACCCAAGCAGGCGGCGGUGUUGAGCGAGGUCAAGACACCCACCGUGAAUGCCAUGAUGUCUUAUAUGACGAACUUUUCCGCUUUGCCUGGCGGCUCACGUUUGCGUGUGAACAACAAGGCAGCUCAAAUAAAGGGCAAGGAUGAGUUUGCUGGCGUCGAUCUGCAGUGCGAUCUGGCUUUUGAGCCCACCGAGAUCUACAAGCUGUGGAACGACAGUCGCGAGGAGCAUGUCGAGGGCAGACAAGAGGAUGCCGAAGAGUUUUUGGGCUACGUUCUCAACAAGCUCAACGAUGAGAUGCUGGAAGUCAUUAAGCUGAUUGCCAAGCCAACUGCUCAGCAGAAUGGCGAGGAGCAGGAACAGGAGCAGGAGGAUGGAGGCGAUGUUUGGCAGAUGAUCUGCAACAAUCGCAACAAGGGAAGCGUCACACGCCAAACCGACUUUGGACGCACGCCACUCAGCGACAUCUUCCGAGGCGAGCUGCGUUCACGACUCCAACGCGAGGGCGAACACUCCACGGAUGUUAUUCAGCCAUUCUUCACGCUGCAAUUGAACAUUGAAAAAGCUGCUUCGGUUAAGGAGGCAUUGGAGAUACUGAUUGGUCGUGAUCAGCUUGAGGGUGUCACUGGCAGCAAAACCAAACAAGAGGUGGUUGCCUGGCAGCAAAUGACUCUCGAGAAGUUACCCGUUGUGCUCAUCUUGCAUUUGAAAUACUUUGACUACAGAUCCGAUGGCUGCACAAAGAUACUAAAGAAGGUUGAGUUCCCUGCGGAACUCAAAAUCGAUGCCAAGAUUCUUGGCUCGAAGAAGACGUCGCAGAAGCAGCGCGCCUAUCGCCUUUUCGCUGUCGUCUAUCACGACGGUAAAGAGGCCUCCAAGGGCCAUUACAUAACGGACGUGUUCCAUACCGGCUACAAUUGCUGGCUGCGCUACGACGACAGUUCGGUGAAACCGAUCAGCGAGAAGCAAGUGCUGCAGCCGCAUACGCCGCGUGUGCCUUAUCUACUCUACUAUCGCCGCUGCGAUACCCUGCCACCAGUGCAGCAGGCAAGCAACGGCGGCGGCAGUGGUGGCUCCUCAGCAGGCAACUCCAAUGCCCAUGCCCAUGGCCAUGCUCAUGGUCAUGGUCAUGCCACGUCCAAUGCCGCCUCCAACACCGCAGCUGCAAACUCAGCGAAUAACAAAUGAAACUAUGUUGUCAAAAAAGUAUAAUACUAGGCAUGCCACGUUUUGGUUUUCUAUGCAUGUACAAUUUAACAAUUAAACUAUAUUAUAUAUAUAUAUUAUAUUUAAAUGCCUAUAUUUAAGCCCGAAGUCCAAAGCGCAUGUAAGUGUGAAUGGUCGAUGUAUGUGUGUGUGCUGUUUGCGUGCGUGCGUGCGUGUGUGUGUAUCAUAUAAGACUUAAAAUUAAUGCAAAACUCCUAGCUAUAAGCAUUAGCCGUAGUCCUAAGUCGAUAGCAGCUUAGUUGUGCAACAAUGAAGAACAACAAAAAGUUCGUUUAAACGAAAUCUUUGUACAAAGGUAGCGCGUGCGUUAACUGAAACAGCGAGCAAAUGAUCACAUACAUACAAUUACAACUAAUUAGUUGCUAAUAUAGUUAAAGCAGCCAAUCUAUUAUCAGCAUGCCCAAUUUUCCUCCAAAAAUACAAAAGAAACUUUCUAAAUGGCACAAAGUUCAGUCGUGUGCAUUAUAUAUACAUAAAUAGUUGGUAGACCUUUUCGAUAUGACAAACAUUUAGAGCUCUAUAUGUACAUAUUCAUUAUAUAUAUAUAAAACAUAGUUAUAGGACAACUAGGAAUACCAUUUCUUUUGUAAUUGUUUAUGGAGCAUGCAGCAUGCAUUUAGGUCCCAGAGCAAACAAUCAGCUGUUUAUUGAGUAUAGUUCACAAUAUAUAUUGAAAUGCUUUGAAUAUGCUUUAAAAACAAGAAAACAAAAAAACAAAUCAAAUUAACAAAUACUUUUGUAUUCAAUACAAGACAAACAAACAAAACCCAUGGAAUAUGUAGGCAUUAUUUUGUGUAUAAGUCGGAAAUAAGUUAUCAGCAAACCAACAAUAGUAACGCCACUUACAUUUAUCAAAGUUUACGUUCAUUUCAUAAUUUAUUUCGUUUUGUUGUUUAGUUAGAAAACCAAUCAAUCACACAAAUCAUUGUACUUCAUCAUUUAUUUCGCUAUUCCUCAAAUUAUUUUCGCACCUCUAAUGAUAUUUUACUGUCUUUUGGCAAAACACAUAAAUUAGUUGAUAAAUAUUAGAUUUUUUUUUGUAACAAAGUAAAGCUAUAAAUUAUGUAAAUCAACUUGUCAAGUUUCAUAUUUCGUAAAGAACAACAGCUAAUCAAGAUUUCUAGUUGUUGCAUCUGUAGUUGCUAUAAGCAAACGAGCAUAUUACACAGAUACAUGCAUAUUUUUUAAUUUGUAAUGCUAUUAAUUAAUUCACAUACACUUACAAUAGUUAUAAAUAACGUGCCAAUGUUAAAAUUCGAUAAAAAAUUAUACAAAAAAUACAAAAAAAAAUGAAAUGAAUUCUGUGUUGUCGAACACACGAUUUGAGUGCAUUGUGUAGUCAGUGACUAAACGAAGAAAUAUGUUGUUAAACAAAAGAAAAAAAAAAAAAAAAUAGUUACGAAAUUUUGUUAAAUUAAGUUUGUAUUUAAUAAUAUUUGAUAUAAUUACGGGAAAAUCUAUAGAAACUGUGCUGUAAAUUGCUUGGACUACGAUUUAACAUCCACAUUUAAAAGUAACCUCUUCUGUUUGCUUCCUAAACUCCCAUGGGAAUACUUUACGAUAGCCAAAAAAAGCAAAUUGUUUGCCAAAAGCUUUGUUUAAAGUAUUCUUUGGAUGAUUUUCUGUUUAUACCUACUAAAAUUGUUAAUUAGGAAUUUCUCGAAAGCCAAGUCAAGAUGUCAGCGUAUUGAUUGUAAAAAUAAACAUAUAAACAGCAAAGUAACUUGAAUAGUUCAAGUGAUUAGUAGUUGUAUAUUAUAUAAUGAUACAUAUAUACGACAUAUUAUGUAUGUAUAUUAUAAAACAAUAAUAUAUAUUUUGAUGUUACACAUAUAUAUGAAUUAUUUGUAAGCCAAAUUAUAGCAAAACAUUUUUUUCUAUAGGAAUUUUACAGCGUCUGCGCUUUGCUAGUUACAAAUAGGUUCCUAAAAAAUGCGAGGAAAAUAACCCAACAAAAACAUACAAAAAAAAAACUAAGAAAUAUUAAAAAAAAUAAAUAGAAAUUAAAAGAAAAUUAAGAA
Messenger RNA from Drosophila sulfurigaster albostrigata, 7476 nucleotides. RefSeq lists its product as uncharacterized. Gene Ontology annotation, biological process: regulation of autophagy; DNA damage response, signal transduction by p53 class mediator; protein deubiquitination. The record is from RefSeq and is a predicted model, not a curated record. Gene Ontology annotation, molecular function: cysteine-type endopeptidase activity; cysteine-type deubiquitinase activity. NCBI's taxonomy places the organism in Eukaryota, Metazoa, Arthropoda, Insecta, Diptera, Drosophilidae. Gene Ontology annotation, cellular component: cytosol; nucleus.